Molecule: messenger RNA, 7913 nt
Organism: Darwinula stevensoni
Lineage: Eukaryota; Metazoa; Arthropoda; Ostracoda; Podocopida; Darwinulidae
Source: the annotation of a GenBank genome assembly
AUGUCUACAGACAUCAAGCCAGAAGAAAGUGAAGAAAAGAAUCCACAUGAGGUGAGGGUAAUUCUGGUUCGUGUGAUUGGGAGCAUAUGUAAGAGUGAUGAUAUCACAAGUUCAUCAGAAAACAUCCACAUUCUUCUGAACUCUGUGGUAGACCUCAUCAAAAGCAACAGCCCCGUUAUCUUUGAAGCAGAACAUCAAAAGCGUGAUGAUGUGAUCAAUAAUCAAUCUGGUUCUUCCUUCGACUAUUUUGCGUCAUUCACGUAUGCAUUCAUUCCUUCACUUUCCCCGAUUCCAUCCCAUCUCCUGCCUUCCUGUGCUGACUCCAUGCAGGUGCACAAUGUGCUCAUGUCCAUCCCACCUCUGGCUCUCCCCUUGAGCAUCGAUCCUGGUUGUGCAGUGGUUGCAUCAACUCCUUAUUCCCUUAAGGACAUUAGAUGUAGUUCCUACCUCUUUGCACUGAUUGUCCUUUCUUUCCUGAAGUGGCUGCUGCACCACCUGCUGCUUUUCUUGAGCAAAGAUGGGCUUCAGGACCUUGGAGACAAAUCUUUUUCCCUUGUUAAAGAUAUUCUUCUUGGUGUUGGUCAUCAUAGCAGAGUCCACUUCCAGCUCCUUUUCUGCCACCUUCAGUCUAUGAUGGAGAAACUCCCAAAAAUGCUGGAGGAGUUGGAGUCAGGCCAUGAAGCUAUCAUGAGCUUGGUCUGUUUUGAUGGAGAACCUCUAUCCUUGGAUGCAGGAGAAUCUUUCCCUAUCAGAAGCAUUGAUUUCUCUUCUCCAGAAACUUUAGAACACUUCACAGUGAUCAUGCUGAAGGUAAGAUCUGUUCCAGAAUCAAUUCUGAUGGUUUUGAGUGGUUUGCUGGAUGAGAUGAUGAAAUGCAUCAACAUGUCUUUACACAAUGGUCAAUCUGCCAUCGUUACCAGUAGGGCUGCCUCAUUUGCCCUCACCUGCAUGCGUAAAACAAAGUAUGCUUGGGUUCCACUUCAUCUGGCAAUAAAGGAGAAAUUAGGAGAAGUUGAGAUGGAAGCCUUUAAAACUCAUGGUAUCACUAGAGGAUUGAAAAGAAAGCACUCUGGCCCUCACACUGAAGUUGAUCAGUGUGGUAAACCAUCUGUUCUUCUAUUGGAAAAGCUGAGCAUUCAGGUUGAAGGUAUCCUAACUGCUGGCACAGGUUCUCAAGAGGACACGAUGCUAUUAUACAAUGCUGUCAGAGCCUCAUUAUUCAAGCAAGAUUCCUGCACUGUAGGUUUCAGCAGUGGCUUAAAUGAAGAGAUGAUGUUAACAAGGAUUCCAGACUUCUUCUUGAGUUCCAUAGAGAAGGGCAUUGAUAGAGCUGCCUGGUCCAUUGUGCAAUUGACAGUAGUGAUUGUACUCAUGGCUGAAUUUGAGGCAGAGGCUUGGCUUCAACUUGCAUGCCUGCCAUAUGUGAGCAUUGUGGAUGGAAGCCCAUUCAAUCAGAACAGGAGGCUUUUGGCAAUGAGUGAGAAGCUGGAAGGCUUCUCAUCAGAUGGAAAUUUUGACAUGCUCUGUGUGAUCCCAAGGAACAUUCCUUGGAAGCUGCUGGUCAUACGACAUCUCAUGGCAACUCUUGGGGGAAUGGAAAUAUUGUCAAAUAGUUUAUCUUUUGCCAUCGCCACAUUGGGAAGCUCUGGGUCAAUUCUUCUGAAGGAAUAUGUGGAAGAGCUGGGGAAACUGAAGGCGAAGAUGUCUUUCAUGCCAAGCACUAAAGGCCUUACUGAAUCUCUUUUUGAUCUCUUGUGUGCCCUUAGCCUCUCAACUAGGUUUGACAACAGUGAUAUCGAGGACAUGAAAUGGAAGUUGAAGCUCAGAUGUUUCCAUUGUGGAAGAGAUUCAGCCAAGAAAUGUUCUCCUGAGGAUCUCAGAAGGAUUUCCGCCUUACUAAAGAUGAUCUUGACUGACUCAAAUGAGUAUGAUCUUCUCAUUGCCAUGGUCACAUUGGAGAAGAGCAUUGGAAUUCAUGUUGACUUGACCAAAGAAAUCCUGGAGCCAAUCCUUUCUCUCCUAAGUCAUAAAUCUUACAGUGUGCGCAUGCAGGUCUCAGCCUUGUUGCCAAAGCUCCUUUUUGGGAAGGAUGGGAAGACAUUUACCAUGGUUGAAGAUGGAGAAGAAGAUGCAUUCCAUACUGUUCAGGUUGAAAUGCUCAAUCACAAACUAUCAGAAGUGGAGCAAUAUGUCCUGGAUGAAGUGAACCGAGUAAUUUCUGAAGCCCAGAACAUCACAACUAGCGUCACUGGCUAUUAUGCCAUCUGCUCCCUUGCCAGUGUUGGGAGACUUCAAGCAGAGCUGGUGACUGGGAUCCUGGAAGGAUUGGUGUCACCAGAGCCAGUGGUUGGUGUGACUUGUCGUCAAGCUCUGGAGCAGGCUCUUCAUCUCCUCCCUCUAACACCUCGACAAUUCUGCCUCAUUCAUAGAAGGAAUAUUGCCAAGAUUCUGGCAUCUUAUCUAAUCGAAGCUGAUGGAAAUGGAGUGGAUCCUGCUGUUCCACUGCAAAGUGUUGCUGAGAGUUUGGGCUGUGUUGAUGCCAAAUCCCUGGCACUAGAUCUGUGCAAUCACAUAGUGUCUCGUCUGGUUGCCUGGGCUGCAUUAGGCAAUUCUUCCUCCCCCCUCCGCAAGUUUCUUACCUUCCUCAACAAACGAUACAAGCCCACCUUCUCCAAUGCAUUUCCUAACAUCUUUGUCCUGGCAACAUAUGAGGGUCUAGAGCUGGAGAAGAUCUUGACUUUUGUGAACCAGGAGACUGAAGGACGACUUCUAGAUGUCAUGCGUUCUGCUGCACAGGUUUCCAUUCAAUUUUAUUCCUUCUUGAAAUGGACAGAAGAAGAAAAAGGUAAAAAGUACAACACUUUCUUGGACUUGCAAAACGAAUUGUUGCUCCAACUCUCCUCAAAUAUGGAUAGAGGAAAGAUGGCACUGAAAGUCCUUAUGGAUUUAGAAGCUGAAACUUCAAACUCCCAGUCAUGCAACAACAUUAGUACAUUCCUCAUGCCUCGGAUCUUGGGGGUCCUGUGCUUCCUGAACCGUCGGAUGCAACAUCCCGGGAUUGCCCUUGUUGACAAAAGACGCAUUGUCUCUUCUCUGGCAAAGAUCAUAGAGCUACUUCAGUGUGAACACUUGACCACACUUCGCCAUAACUUCAUUUCCACCCUUAAGAUUGCAACAUCCUUCUCUGAUGCUGACUUCCCUCUUCUAGCAGUUGAAGCCUGGCUUCAAUUUGCUUACAAGAUCAAGAAGGAAGUCCUACCAUCACUGAUGGCUGAUAUGGCAAUAGCAGUGCAGCCUCUUCUGGAGUCAGUUCCUGAGAGUGCAUCACAAGUCAUCAACUUCCUCCUCAUUGAGAAUCGCAAUGCUCUGUUGGAGUGUCCACAUGACCUCACUUUCCUCCCUCACAUCCCUUACCUGGAUCAUGCCUGGAAUGUACUGCAGGAAGUCCAACAGGGUCAAAGGAACAGGAGCCAAGGACUGUCAAAGGAAUUACAAGAUGCUCUACGAGGUGUGAAGGAGGAAAACCUAGAUCUCCGCUGGCAUGGUCUCAGGAAACUUCGGGACCUUCUUACUCAGAAUCAGAGGGAUGUGCAUCAACUCAUGCUCCUGAAUGAAGAUGUGGAUCCUGUAAUCCCUCAGUCUUGUAGAGAACAAGAUGAAGUGAUGAGAGCCCUUGUUGGGGAGUGCCUUGGUGCCAUGGGGGCUGUAGACCCUGGGAGGCUUCAUAUUGUCAACCGCUUUCAAGUCAGUACAUCAGUGUUCUACAUGUCAAUGGGAGAUGAGGAAUUCCUCAAGGAAAUGAUUCAGGAAUUAACAAGAGCCUUUCUUGCUGCCCAGAGCCCUGGUUUCCAAGACUGCUGUUCCUAUGCCCUCCAGGAAGUGCUAAAGGUCUUGGAUGUUGGAAGCCCUGGAGAUUCCAAAGGAGAAGGGUUCUGGGCCUCUUUCCCUGAAGAAAUUCGAGGUAUUCUUUCCUUCCUCCUCCAUACAAAGUACAUAGAGGCCUCAGAUGUCCCCUCAACCUUUGCAAUACCCAUCUACAAGAAGGAUGGAAUGUGGUUCAGUGAAUGGUUGGGUCAAUGGACAUUAAGCCUUUCUGCAAUGGUCACGGAUCCUAUGACUAAAGGAUUGUUGAAGGCAUGUAAGCCUCUCCUUCGUAAAGAUGUCAACAUUGCAAUUUUCCUUCUUCCUCAUGCUCUACUCCAAGCUGUUCUACAAGGAUCUGACCAAGAUCGUGCCAACAUCCUCACAGAAAUCCUCACCAUACUCCGGGAUAUCCAAGAAGAGGGAGAUGGAGGUGAGAUGCAUGAAGAGAGGGUUCAUCAUGCUCAGACUAUUUUUGCUGCCCUGGACCAUUUAACCAAGUGGCUUCCCAAGAGACAUGAAACCCAUGGAAAAUCAGGUCGCAGGGGAGAUGAGGUCAAGACUGCCCUCCAGGACCCACAGUACCAAACCGUUAAAGGGUUCUUGAAGCAGAUUCCUGACAUGCUGUUGGCUGAGGCAGCACGUCAUUGUGCAGCAUAUCGACGUGCUCUUCUCCAUCUUGAGAAGCAUCUCAAGUCUCACCCCUAUGAAAUCCAGAAUCAGCUCAAUUUCCUCCAGGAACUGUACCUGCAUCUGGAUGAGAGCGAUGGAGUGGUUGGAGCAAGAGCUAUUAGGGCUAGUGCACCAUCUCUCACCCAGGAAGUCAGGGAACAUCAGGCAGCUGGUCGGCUUCAUGAUGCUCUUGCCUGCUAUGAACAGGCACUUCGCCAGGACCCACUCAAUGUGGAACUAUCGAUUGGACGACUUUGGUGCCUCAUGGAUUUGGAUGCUCCACACACUGUUCUUCUCAUGUCUCGUGGGAUCUCAGAACAGACGCCACAGCUAAAGAGUGCAGUGGAGGAGGUGCAAGCAGAAGCAGCCUGGCGCCUUGGUCAGUGGGAUGGAAUUCCAGAAACUAAGGAUCAUAUGUCAUGGUCUUUAGGCCUGGCUCAGGCCCUGAAAAGCAUCCAUGAUGGAGACUGGGACUCCUGGCGGAAGCGACUGAAUGCCCUUCGUCUUCAACAAAUGGGCCUUCUUUCAGCUGCCAGCCUGGAGAUGGGUUCCUAUGAUCGAGGAUACCUUGAGAUCCUGCGGCUACAUAUGUUAUGGGAAGUGGAGCAGAUGGUGAAAAGUCUAAUCCAAAAGAGUAAUGGGUCAUCAUCUUCCCUGGAGGAGUGGGUAGAACGGCGGAAAAUUGUCCAGCCAUCCAUUCGAGGGCUGGAGCCACUCCUCCGCCUCAGGCGUUGUCUCUAUGGUCUUGCCCAAGAUCCUCCUGGCUCUCUUCAAAAUGAGAUUGGGCUCCUCUGGAUCAAAAGUGCCAAGCUUGCCCGCAAGUCAGGGCACAUGCAGGAAGCAUACAGUCACCUCCUUAGUGCAUCCAACUGUGGAUUCCAUUCCCCUGCUAUCUUUCUUGAGGAAGCUAAGUGGCAUUGGGCAAGAGGAGAAGCUGAGGCAGCCUUGAAUGCCCUGAGACGUGGGAUUCAAAAACAUUUUGGAGCCAUCACAGAUGCCUUCAAGACUCCCUCUACCUCAUCUUCUGUCAACACCAAUGCCUUAUCUUCUGCUGAUUGCAUUGCUGCUGCCAAAGCUUGCCUCUUGCUGGCCAAGUACAACGAAGAGGGAGGAUAUCUAGAUACAUUGGUUGUGGCAGACAAGUACCGAGAAGUAAUCCAGCUGAAUCCAAGUUGGGAAGAAGGAUACUUUCAUCUGGCACAUUGCUAUGACCGUAUCUCAGUGAACCUUGACAAGGACAAGAAAGUAGAUCUGCAAAUUAAGGUUGUGAACUACCUGGGUCGAUCCCUACAUUAUGGUCAUCGCUAUGUGUACCAGAGUCUCCCUCGCAUGCUGGGGAUUUGGUUGGACUUUGGGUCUCUGGUGGCUGACAAUGAUCGACAAAAGAAGCCACCGAGCAAUUCCAACCUUCCAUCAAAUGCCCAAGAUUCCAUCACCAAGAUGACAUCUCUCAUCAGUGGGACUAGUGAACGAGAGGUAUGCCAGGUAUGCAGAGUCUGUAGCUUGGAGGAGCGACUAGGGGAGCUAUCGGGAAGGCUCAUUAGCGUGGAGGAGGAGAUUAGGGGGAUCAGGAAGGAGGUGGGCGAGGUACAGAGGGAUGAUUUAGUGGCGAGGGUAGUUAGGGUGGAGGAGGCACUCCGGGGGUUCCCCAGCCUUCCGGACUUUACUGGGAGGGUGGCCCUUUCGUCCUUUGACAGCGCGUCGAGUGCCGACUCCCAGGUGGCUAGUCAGCAUGCAGAACACAUUGCACCUCACAUAUGGAUGACAGCACUACCACAACUGGUUUCCCGCAUCUGUCACUCUCACCCGGCUGUCUUCGGCCAACUGAAGGCUCUGAUCUCACGUCUUCUCCUCGACUACCCUCAGCAGACCAUGUGGAUGAUGCUGGCUGUCUCCAAGUCCUCCUAUGCAGUGAGGGCAAGACGCUGCGAGGAGAUCUUUAACUCUGUUACUUCCCCUAGUGCAAAAAAGUUCCUCAGAGAUUCCCUCUGCCUUGCCGAUCGUCUUAUCGAGCUUGCCAACAAGCAACCAGAAUCGGGAACAGGAGGAGGGAAGAUGAGCAUGCAACAAACAUUCGGCCCAUUGGUGCGGCUCGUGAAUGACCCAGAGUUCAGUCGCAUCAUGAUCCCUUUCCAGCUCCAUAUGACUGUUAAUCUCCCCAGUGAAAAGGGUACUUCAGGACCCUUGCCCUCCACCACCCAGAACCCAUUCCGUUUAGAACCAGUGUGGAUUGGAGGUUUUGAGGACUUGGUUGAAGUCAUCACAUCACUUCAGAAACCAAAGAAGAUCACCAUUCAGGGAUCAGAUGGGAAAAAGUACUCCCUCAUUUGCAAACCCAAGGACGAUUUGCGGAAAGACUGUCGACUGAUGGAGUUCAACGGGCUGGUGAAUCGUAGCCUUCUCCGGGAUGUGGAGGCUCGCAAGCGCGGACUCAACAUUCGAACUUACGCUGUGGUGCCCCUGAAUGAAGAAUGUGGAAUCAUUGAAUGGGUGCCAAAUCUUGUUGGAUUCCGUCCCAUCCUGCUCAAAAUUUACCGUGAGGAUGGCAUGAUCACCACAAGCACUGAGCUGAAGCAGAUGAUGGUGGGAUUGAAGGAGAAGUUGGAGGUGAAGCGAGAUGCUUUCAUCAACAAAUUCCUCCCCCGUCACCCUCCGGUUUUUUCCCGUUGGUUUCAUCGAACCUUCCCCGACCCUCAGGCUUGGUACGAAGCCCGAAUCUCGUACAUUCGUACGACGGCGGUCAUGUCCAUGAUCGGCUAUAUUCUUGGACUCGGCGAUCGUCACGGGGAGAAUAUAAAUUUUGAUGCCGGGACUGGAGAUACCGUCCACGUGGACUUCAACUGUCUCUUCAACAAGGGUGAAACGUUCGACUGGCCCGAGAGAGUGCCAUUCCGCUUGACCCACAACAUGUUGGAUGCGAUGGGACCCCUCGGUGUGGAAGGGACAUUUCGCAAAGCCUGCGAAGUCACAUUGAGGGUCGUACGGAGCCAUAAAGACGCUUUCGUCUCUGUCCUUCGCUCCUUCGUCUACGAUCCUUUGGUGGAAUGGAGCAAACCCUCUAGAGGAGCGGCAAGGAACCAAGCCACGACCGGGGAGGUAUCCAACGAGAAGGCACUCGUGCACCUGAGAGACAUAGAACGGCGGAUCGACGGCGCGGUGAGAAAGUACGGGAAAGCGACGGGGCUUCCGUUAGCCGUCGAAGGUCAAGUGGAAUACCUGAUUCAGGAAGCGACGAAUGUGGAGAAUCUGGCCCAGAUGUACAUCGGCUGGGCCGCCUACAUGUGAUUCAGAGAGGAGGGAACGUUGCUGAUCUCUUCCCUGUUGUAAAACUUACUUACUUUGUUCUUAAUAAAAAAAAUAAGGAUGAUCCCUGUGCAAUA